AUGGAUCGCGACGCUCUCGUAUACAAGGCCAAGCUUGCUGAACAAGCCGAGCGCUUUGAUGAAAUGGUCCUUCAAAUGAAGGAAGUGGCCAAGCAACCCACGGAGUUGUCGGUCGAAGAACGUAACUUGUUGUCUGUUGCCUACAAGAACGUGAUUGGAGCCCGUCGUGCUUCUUGGCGUGUUGUCACCAGCAUUGAGCAAAAGGGAUCCGACAAGAUUGAGAUCAUCAAGGACUACAAGCAAAAGAUUGAAACUGAGCUUGUUGACAUUUGUAAUGACAUUUUGGGAGUCAUUGAGGAGUCAUUGAUCCCCAACUCCACUGCUGAGGAAGCCAAGGUCUUUUACUACAAGAUGAAGGGAGAUUACCACCGUUACCUUUCCGAGUUCCAAGUUGGCGAUGUCCGCAAGGAAUCUGCCGGAGCCGCCCUGGAUGCUUACCAAGCCGCCAGUGGAAUUGCCUCUUCUGACCUUCCACCAACGCACCCCAUCCGUCUUGGACUUGCCCUCAACUUUUCCGUCUUUCACUACGAGAUUCUGAACUCGCCAGACCAAGCGUGCCAAAUCGCCAAACAAGCCUUUGACGACGCCAUUGCCGAGCUGGAUACGCUGAACGAAGAAUCAUACAAGGACUCUACUCUUAUCAUGCAAUUGCUUCGCGAUAACUUGACCUUGUGGACAAGUGAUCAAGAUGCUGAUGGUGCUGAUAAGGAUGAAGAGUAA
Molecule: messenger RNA, 720 nt
Organism: Cylindrotheca closterium
Lineage: Eukaryota; Bacillariophyta; Bacillariophyceae; Bacillariales; Bacillariaceae
Source: the annotation of a GenBank genome assembly